UUCAAUUAAACCAAAUUAGUAAUUAAAUGAUUGUAUUACGAAAUGCAUAAGUGGUGGCAGUGGUUAAAUGAAUUAAAUCCUUUUUAGAUUCUAGAUUAAUUAUAAGGCUAAAUAACUCAAGAAGUCAAGCGGAAAAUUUUUAUAAGUUAUUUCGUAACUUCAAAGUUUCAAUUAUAACAACUACGUUGACAUAAGAUUAAAAUGGCGGUUUUGAAAAAUAUUUUCUUUCUCAUUUUAAACAUAGUCGGCUUAGUCCGGUCUUACGAACCUUGUGGGGAGAGUCUUUCUUGUGUAGUAGGCUACUGCUGUGCAGACAAUACAAAGUGCUGCUAUACUGAAUGGAGCGUAGGCCUUUUUGUUAUGCUAGGAUUUAGUAUCGUCAUCUUCCUCUGCGUUAUUGCUGCGGUUGCCUGCUUUUACAGGAGACGCUCCUACACAGUGGCGCCGUUUCACCAAUGUGCGCCAGUACAAACGGGAUACAUACCCCCUGCCCCGACCGGACAGGCGAGAUUUGUCAACCCAAUGGUGGAACAGAUAUAUUACUCUCCGCACUGAUAUUUUACCUUCACAACUUCAGCUUUUGCCAUUCUGCCCUGAUAUUUCACCUUCAUAACUUAAGCUUUUGCCAUUCUUCUCCUGAUAUUUUACCUUCACAACUUAAGCUUUUGCAAUUAUGCCCUGAUAUUUUACCUUCAUGUUUUGCCAUUCUCCUCUGAUAUUUUACCUUUACAACUCAUUUUUUUGCCAUUCUGCCCUGAUAUUUUACCUUCACAACUCAUGUUUUGCCAUUCUGCCCUGAUAUUUUACCUUCACAACUCAUGUUUUGCCAUUCAGCGCUGAUAUUUUACCUUCUCAACUCAUGUUUUGCCAUUCUGCCCUGAUAUUUUACCUUCACAACAUUCUCCCCUUAUAUUUUACCUUCACAACUCAUGUUUUGCCAUUCUCCCCUAAUAUUUUACCUUCACAACCCAUGUUUUGCCAUUCUGCUCUGAUAUUUUACCUUCACAACUCAUGUUUUGCCAUUCUUCCCCUGAUAUUUUACCUUCACAACUCAUGUUUUGCCAUUCUCCCCUGAUAUUUUACCUUCACAACUCAUGUUUCGCCAUUUUGCCCUGAUAUUUUACCUUCACAACAUUCUCCCCUGAUAUUUUACCUUCACAACCCAUGUUUUGCCAUUCUGCCCUGAUAUUUUACCUUCACAACUCAUGUUUCGCCAUUUUGCCCUGAUAUUUUACCUUCACAACAUUCUCCCCUGAUAUUUUACCUUCACAACCCAUGUUUUGCCAUUCUGCCCUGAUAUUUUACCUUCACAACUCAUGUUUUGCCAUUCUGCCCUGUUAUUUUACCUUCACAACUCAUGUUUUACCACUCUGUCCUGUUAUUUUACCUUCACAACUCAUGUUUGCCAUUCUUCUGCCCUGUUAUUUUACCUUCUCAACUUAUGUUUCACCAUUCUGCACGUGUUUCACGAAACUUUUACCAACCUUGGCAUUUUUAUCAAAAUUGUGUGUAACACUAAAUACAAUAUAACUCUUCUCAGAUUUGCUUCGUUAUUCUGUUCACUAUCAUGCAAACAUAUUGUAUUAAAAUUGCCUGUUAGUUAUUAUUUAUUCACUAUUGUUUGUACAGGUAUAAAAAAAAUUAUAACCAAGACUUCAAGUUUAACUUUGUACGGAACGGUUUAUAGUUCACAAUACACAUAUACUCGUAUAUAUAUGUUUACAUUUUUGUUCUUCCAAAACAAUCAAAGCAAUACACAGCAAUUAACUUUAGUCAGUUAGCAAAUAAAAGGCAACUGCUACCACCAACUUGUACCAAGUAUAUAUUCAGUAUAUAAUAAAAUAUUCAAUUAUUAAUAGAAUUAUAAUUAGAAACCAAUCGAAUCACUUUAAUAGUAAAGACUCGUAACUUAAAGCAGCCUUUGGAUAUUUCACCAUGUUUAUUAUCCCCCGCCUAUGCAAUAGGGAGGGGGAUAUUGAAAUGGCGUUGUCCGUCCGUCCUUCCGUCCGUCCGUCCGUCUUUCCUUCCGUCCGUCCUUCCUUCCGUCCGUCCGUCCGUCUUUCCUUCCGUCCGUCCUUCCUUCCGUCCGUCCGUCCGUCCGUCACCUGCGUUUUCUCAGUAACUAGCCGGUAUAAUUUCAUGAAACUUAAAAUAAAUAUGAACCAGUAUACUGGAAUGAUGCCCGUCCAAAAAAAAUUCGAUUGGUCAAUUGUCCUUGGAGUUAUUGCCCUUGAUUUUUUGAAAAAUGCACAUUCACAGCCAUUUCUCAGUCACUAGCUGGCAGAAUUUCAUGAAACUUAAAAUAAAUAUGAAUUACUAUACUGGGAUGAUGCCUGUUCAUUUAUUUUUUUGGAUUGGUCAAUUGUACUUGGAGUUAUUGCCCUUGAAUUUUUGAAAAACUCUCAUUUACAGCCAUUUCUCAGUAACUAGUUGGUAGAAAUUCUUGAAACUUGAAAUAAAUAUGAACCAACAUACUGCGAUGAUGCCUGUUUAUUUAUAUUUUGGAUUGUGUAAUUUCUAUAUGAGUUAUUUGCCCUUGAUUUAUUAAAAGAUCCAUGUUUGCAGCCUUUUCUAUGCAACUAGCUGGUAGAAUUUCAUGACACUUGGAAUAAAUAAGAACCAACAUACUGUGAUGAUGCCUGUCUAUUUUUCUUUUGGAUUGGUCAAUUUUCCUUAGAGUUAUUGCCCUUGAUUUAUAUUAAAAAAUCAUUGUUUUCAGCCGUUUCUCAGCAAAACCAAUGUGCUUAUCUUAUUCUUUCUGAGAUUUUUUUAACCUUCAAGCACAAACAAGCCAUCAAGCACAAACAAGCCAUCGUUGGCGGGGGAUAUCUUUCACUGAAAAUGCUUGUUUGAUUUUUAUGCUCAUAAUAUGUCACAUUCUCUGCCUGAUAUUUUUAACAUGAGAGGUAAUUAUUGUGUAAAACCAUUGCUUUUCUUAAGUCAAACUCAAAGUAUUCUUAUUUGAAACAUUAAAACUAGAAUAAGGUUACAUUUUAUUUCAUUAUAUUGUUACAAACUGACAGAAAUAAACUUUAACAAAACUGUU
Molecule: messenger RNA, 3046 nt
Organism: Mya arenaria
Lineage: Eukaryota; Metazoa; Mollusca; Bivalvia; Myida; Myidae
Exons: 4
Coding region: 202-555 (117 amino acids)
Source: RefSeq, a predicted model, not a curated record